Messenger RNA from Tripterygium wilfordii, 1358 nucleotides. Its product is annotated as L-lactate dehydrogenase B-like. Bases 75 to 1127 code for a protein of 350 amino acids. The record is from RefSeq and is a predicted model, not a curated record. Gene Ontology annotation, molecular function: L-lactate dehydrogenase (NAD+) activity. Gene Ontology annotation, biological process: carboxylic acid metabolic process. Gene Ontology annotation, cellular component: cytoplasm. The transcript is spliced from 2 exons. NCBI's taxonomy places the organism in Eukaryota, Viridiplantae, Streptophyta, Magnoliopsida, Celastrales, Celastraceae.
CACUCAUGGCUUCUCUCAUAACACCGACACACAGCUCCAAAAUAUCUUUCUUCUUCUUCAAGUAUUAGAACACAAUGCAGAAGAGUGGUUCGUCUUCCGUACUGGGUCCGGGCGGGCUAGACCUAUCCCAGGCCUUCUUCAAGCCUGUUCAGAACACUGCCCCACCCUCUCCCACCAAGCGCCAAACCAAGAUCUCCGUCAUUGGCACCGGCAACGUCGGCAUGGCCAUCGCUCAGACCAUACUCACUCAAGAUCUCGCCGAUGAACUCGCUUUGGUUGAUGCUAUUCCCGAUAAGCUCCGUGGCGAGAUGCUCGACCUCCAGCACGCCGCCGCCUUCCUCCCCCGCACCAACAUCCGCGCAUCCGUGGACUACUCCGUUACCGUGGGAUCCGAUCUAUGCAUCAUCACUGCCGGUGCCCGCCAGAACCCCGGUGAAUCUAGGUUGAGCUUGCUGCAGAGGAAUGUCUCUCUGUUCUCCAAGAUAAUACCUCCGCUUGCAAAGCACUCUCCCCAUGCCAUCCUCAUGGUUGUUUCUAAUCCGGUCGAUGUGCUUACGUACGUCGCAUGGAAGUUGUCCGGGUUCCCGGUAAAUCGGGUCAUCGGUACGGGCACGAAUCUCGAUUCGUCCCGAUUUAGGUUCCUGAUCGCUGAUCAUCUCGACGUCAACGCCCAGGAUGUACAGGCCUACAUUGUCGGGGAACACGGAGACAGUUCAGUGGCACUAUGGUCUAGCAUUAGUGUUGGUGGAGUGCCAAUCUUGAGCUUUCUGGAGAAGCAGCAAAUCGCUUAUGAGAAGGAGACAUUGGAGAAAAUUCACAAAGAAGUCAUCAACAGUGCUUAUGAAGUGAUUAGUCUUAAAAACUACACGUCCUGGGCAAUUGGGUACUCAGCUGCUAGCCUGGCGCGAUCAAUACUCAGAGAUCAAAGGAAAAUCCACCCAGUUUCAGUCCUUGCAAAAGGAUUUUAUGGAAUUGAUGGUGGUGAUGUGUUUCUGAGCUUGCCUGCUCAGCUAGGUAGGGGUGGUGUUCUUGGGGUCACCAAUAUUCACUUGAACGAGGAGGAGGCUCAACGUCUGCGAGACUCAGCCAAGGCCAUCCUGGAAGUGCAAAGCCAAUUGGGCCUUUGAGAAAUCUAAACCCUAACCCUUUACAUAUUGAAAAUCGCAUAAUCAUGUCUAAUACAUUUAAUUGAUACGACUCUGUUUCAAUAUUAGUCAAAGAAUGUUGGUCGAUUAAUUCUGUUUUUAGUUUACUUUCAAUAAUGGAGUGCCACGUGUGCAUCUUGUUAGUAUAAUAAGAGGCGGUUAUCAUUUGUACGGGGUUAUGAAAUGAAAUAUGAUGAAUUACCUUUUCUGUUA